GAGAGGUUGAGGGGACAGAGUGGCUGAAGGAGGUGGUAACCGCCCCCCCCCCGGUGGAGAAGCUAUGUCGGAAGGGCAGGUGCAGGGAGGUACCCGGGUGGAGGCUCCAGGACAGACAUGGGCCUCUGGUCUCCAGCAGAAACCUCACUGGAUUAUAUUACCAUUAACUGUUGGAGUAAUGGUUGGUGGCUAUUUUCUGUAUCGAAUGAUUAGGAGUAAAAUAGAAAGGAACAGCAGAGUGAACCGAGCAAUCAGCAAAGAUGUUGCCAAAGUGGUUCAUAGUUUUGAUAUUGAAGAUUUGGGUGCCAACACGGCCUUUUGCAGAUGUUGGAGAUCUUCAAAGUUCCCUUACUGUGAUGGAUCUCACGAGAAGCAUAAUUUAGAAACUAGAGAUAACGUUGGACCUUUGAUCAUAACAAAACUCGCUUGAGUUACUGAAUACUCUGGAAUCAUUUCUAGCCUUUGCAUGCACAUUGUAAUUACAGUUCUCGUUUAAAAGGUUGAAUUGAUAUAUGGUGCUUUUUAAGUUACAAGUUCAGCAUUUUCAAAUCUCAUUGCAAGGAUGAAUUAAGAAAAAAGGUAAAACAUUUUGCAGAAUGAACUACUUCUGAAAUGUGGAGGCUAUAUGCAGCAAAGUGUUAUGAAUAUAACUACUUCUGUGUCUAUCACACAGGAGAAAGAAAUGUUAAACUCAUUUACAAUCUUCUAAUUAUACUGUUUUAUUCAUUUCCAAACAAAAAAAGGGUUCCAUGAUCAGCACUGUUACAUGGGUACUUAAUAGGGGUUGUGUUCACUACAAAGUUCAUAGUGCACAAUUUUUUAAUUUGAUUUGAUUAACAUGAGCUUUAGUGUCUGCAAGGUAAAAUAUAUUGAAUCUUUUUUUUGGAUAAAUGUAGUAGCUAAAAUUUUAUUCUGGAUUUAGUAGUUUGUCUUUGUUUGGAUAUUAAAGAAAAUCAGGUUUUUUAAUGCAAAAAGUAUAGCUUUCUUUAAUAUCAGAAUAGAUACUGAGUAAUAGUUGCAACUGAGGCAAAACACCACUUUUAAAUAAUGAAAAUUUAAAGAAGUGCUGAUACUGGAAAUCUGAAGCAAAAACAGAAAUUGCUGGGGAAACUCAGCAGGUCUGGCAGUACCUGUGGAGACCAUGCAGAGUCAGCAUUACAGGUCCAGUGACCGUUUUUCAGUUCUGAAGAAAAAUCAUUGGACCUAAAAUGUUAACUCUGCUUUCUGUCCACAGAUUCUGCCAGAUUUCUCCAGCAAUUUCUGCCUGUUAAAUUAUGGUCCCUUACCAUAAAUGUCAGCAUUUCAUUUGCCUUCCUAAUCAGUUGCUGUACUUGCAUACUAACCUUUUGUGAUUUGAUGUACUUAAAUACCCAGAGCUAUUUGUACCACAGUGUUCUGCAAUUUCAUCCUGUUCAAGCAACAUUUUCUUUUAAUUCUUCACGCUACCGGUGGACAAAUUUUACAUUUUUGUACAUCAUACCACAUUUACAAAUCUGUGCUGCAGUUAUGCAAACUUUCUCCAGUUCAAUAAUGUACUAGUGCAAACACCUCAUGGAUACCAGUCUGAGUUGCUAGAUCUGGCCUUGUUCUGCUUUGACAUUGUAGCAUGAUUGAGGACCUCCUUAUUAUGAGGGUGAAAUUUUGCUUUGAGGAGGACUGUAUAUUGGUCACUCCUCCCAAUACCAUCAUUAAAGGAAUGUGUACAAUAGGUUGUUGGGACUGUAACUAGUUUACUUCCUUAAUUUGGCUGCCUUACCACCUGAUACAGGGUUAUAUAGUGAUUGAGAAUUCCUUAACUUGAUUUGAUCUGAAGCCGAGAUUGCACAAAAUCUAAGUUGCAUAGUCCCCAAGUUUAGUUCAGUUUAACUACCCUGUUAAUGUGACAGAACAUACUUAAGAGUGAAGGCCAUAAGGGAUGCAUGUAAGUUUAAUAUAAGUUAUGAUGAUUUAAGGUAGAUCAUAUGUUGAGUGCAUCUUCACACCACCCAGAUGAGAAAAUCCAUGCGUUGUUAUCAAAGCUAUUUUUUUCCCUAUUUGAAGCAAAGACCAGGAAACAAUAACAUUAAUAUCUUCAGUGACUGGGAUGUAUAAUGCUGAAUUUUCUAAUACUUUGUUGUUGUAAUAUUUUAUUUGCAAAUAUGUUUUAAAAAUAAAAUUCUUUUGCCUGUUUUUGAACAAUUGUUUCCAGAUGUAUCAUCCAUAUUUAUACAACAUUAAUGUAUUGAAUAUCCUCUGUAUUUUCUUUUGUAAAUCUAUCCAAACCACCAUCCGUUUCUGUAAGUACAUACAGUCAACUUGGUCUCUGUCUUUUGUCAGUAAAGUUACAAGUAUUUGAAUUCAC
Molecule: messenger RNA, 2341 nt
Organism: Chiloscyllium plagiosum (whitespotted bambooshark)
Lineage: Eukaryota; Metazoa; Chordata; Chondrichthyes; Orectolobiformes; Hemiscylliidae
Product: CDGSH iron-sulfur domain-containing protein 1-like
Biological process (GO): regulation of autophagy
Cellular component (GO): mitochondrial outer membrane; intracellular membrane-bounded organelle
Molecular function (GO): 2 iron, 2 sulfur cluster binding
Source: RefSeq, a predicted model, not a curated record